AUCUCCCCUCAUACCACCUCCCAGCAUCCCAUCAGGCAGGGCAGACAGGGUCGUCACACGCUGAGAGGACAAGGCUGUCUUGUGUAAGGAGGGACAGAGACCGACACUGAGAAGAGGUUUAGGAAACAGAAAGAAGACAGGGGGACUUCUUCAUUCUGCAGAGGUCAGCUGCUGAGUCUCGACUUCAGGGGUCGUGUAUGAUAUGAUUGGCUGAUGAAAAGAAAUCAACAGACGAAGAAAUGAGUUUUGGAGCAGCGUGCAUUUUCCUGCGAGGAGGGAAAAAUAUUUCCAGACAACUGGCUGAUGAUGAGAUUGAUGAGCUUCGUGAUGCGUUCAACGAGUUUGAUAAAGACAAGGACGGGCUGAUCAGCUGUAAGGACCUGGGGAAUCUGAUGAGGACAAUGGGCUACAUGCCCACGGAGAUGGAGCUGAUCGAGCUGAGCCAGAAUAUCAACAUGAACCUUGGUGGCAGAGUCGACUUUGAGGACUUUGUAGAGCUGAUGACCCCGAAGCUUCUGGCAGAAACGGCUGGGAUGAUUGGCGUCAAAGAGCUCAAAGACGCCUUUAAAGAGUUUGACACGGACGGAGAUGGAGAGAUCACAACAGAGGAGCUGCGGUCAGCCAUGACCAAGCUGAUGGGAGAGCACAUGAGCCGAAGAGAGAUUGAUGCCAUAGUAAAAGAAGCAGAUGACAACGGAGAUGGCACAGUAGACUUUGAAGAGUUUGUCAGAAUGAUGUCCGGUCAAUGACAGCUGAGGAGAUCGUCAGUCAAGAAAAGUACCUUUGCACCUCUCUGGACAAGCAUUAAUAUUAAUUUAUUUCUAUAAAGCUCUUUGACUGAUUAACUUAUGAAUAUAUAUAUGUAUGUAUAUGAAGAAACACGUAAAAAUGCUAAAAUUCAUACUAAAGUGCUGCAAAGAAAAGUCAAGCAAUAUCAAGUCGCUCUCAGAGAGAAUAUUACAGCUAUGCAAAAAUUGACAAUCAUGUACUGAGACAUUUUUGUAAUGUAAGAUUAUUGAACAGUAUGUUAACAAAUGGAAAAAUAUUUAUUUAUUGUAUAUAUAAAAACUAAUUUUGGAUUGUUUUGUUGAACUAUAUCAAUUGCUAAUGGGAUAUAUUAAUUAUUUACUGAAUCGUUCUGACAGUUGAGCUAUUAUUGUGUAUAUUGUAUAUGUACAUAUACAGUAUUUAGCCUGGGCUUGUUGUAACAUGGAACUUGUUGGGCUACAUAAUUCACUUAUUGAUGGAACCUAAGUUACCUCUUGGUAACAGCUAUUUAAAGUUACAAUAAAACAUCUAAACAAACUUUG
This is a messenger RNA of Dicentrarchus labrax (European seabass), 1310 nucleotides long. RefSeq names its product calcium binding protein 5a (gene cabp5a). The record is from RefSeq and is a predicted model, not a curated record. Gene Ontology annotation, molecular function: calcium ion binding. NCBI's taxonomy places the organism in Eukaryota, Metazoa, Chordata, Actinopteri, Moronidae. The transcript has 7 exons. Bases 240 to 749 code for a protein of 169 amino acids.